ACACAGAAUGCACUCCACGUUCAUGGGGAUUUGGAAGCACUGGUGAGCUACAGGCCCAACAGCGACAAUGAAAGACUUGCAAGCUGGGUUACAGAUGCCAAGAGGAACACUCCACAAAGCGUGAAUGUUAGUGGCUCCUGGGUACAGGCACGGUGAACAGAAACACCUUGUCCAGCCUUGCGUUUGCUUACAUCCAGGUAAACAUUAUCAAUGUGCCGAAGAGAGCGACCUGCUCUCUCAACACCUCCCUCAGGCGGGGCAAGGCCCGGCCACGGCCGGAGCUGUUCACCGCCCUUGGGAGGACCCCGGCAGGGCUGGACGAACCCCGGGCGGAGGGGACGGAAGUCACCCCAGCCCGCGGCGCGAUCUCGCACCGCGAUCUCGCACCGCGCUGGCACUAGCCCCGAAUCGGGCGCCCCGCGGCCCGGCCCGGCCCUCCGCCUGCAGCACCGGAGGAGCGGGGCCACGCCGGGCCAUGGCGGAACAGAGCAGCCCCCGCGCCCCGCGGACGGGACGCACCGGGGCGGGCGGGCGUGCCAUGCCCGGAGCGGGGCCACCGGGAAGCCGCGCCGCUGCACCGGGGCUGCUGGAGUGCCGUCGCUGCCGGUACCUGCGCACGGCCAGGGCCUGCUGCCAGAUCGUGGAAGCGCUACUUGCCGUGCUGAUCCUGGUCUGCAGCUCCGUGUCCUACGGCUCGACGGGAGGCUACACGGGCCUUCCCAGCCUGGGAGGCAUCUACUACUACCAGUAUGGUGGGGCUUACAGUGGCUUUAGUGGAGCAGACGGAGAAAAAGCCCAGCAGCUUGACCAGCGUUUCUACCUACUAAAGCUGCCAAUUGCAAGGGCAGCAAUGGCUGUGGGAGGAUGUCUCCUGGUCUUCUCUUGUGUUCUUAUUUUGGUUGGUGUUCUACAGUUACCAUGGCAUUUCCCAGUGUGGCUGCUACUUGAAUGCAUUCUGGACAUAGUGACUGCAAUUGGUAUGGUGCCUGCUCUGUACUAUUUCUUCCAUUUUCUGCUGGGGGUUUAUAAUUCAUCAGUGUGCAAAGAGAGAGAGCAGCUUUAUCACAGCAAGGGCUAUCAGGGCUUCAGGUGCAGCCUGCAUGGGGCAGAGAUUGCUGCUGGCCUCUCAGGCUGCGUAGCUGCCAUGGCAUACCUGCUUAGUGCAGGCCUAGCUGUUAGGGGGUACAGAGCAGUUGACAAACUGAAACAGAAGCCAGUACAAUUAUACGAGUUUUAGAAUGAUUCCUCCUCCUCAAUGCUGCAGCAGAACACACACUGAGAGAGUAUAGCUCUAAAUAUGGUAGAGUCAAGCUGUUCCUAACUUGAGUUUGCAUUAUUGAAUUAGUGGACACAAAGUCCGAUGGAUUGUCUUCAUCUGGUGGCUGUCUCUCCACUAAAGAGUAACUGUCCUCAUGUAGUUGACUAGCAAGCUGCCUGCUUCACAGGGAGCAUUUCCCUCCCCUCUGUUGGGUGUCUUGUUCUCCUCCAAUGAGGUCCUGCUACAAGUACUGCUACUACAUACUUCUGCUGAUGAACAGCUUUCUGUAGCUGGAACUACAGAAACUGUUCACAGAGAACAGAGCUCUUAAAACUGAGUGAUUGAGGCCCAUGGUUGCGGCAGCUAAUUAUUGAUUUUUUUGUAGGUCUCUUGGAACUAACAGGGCAGUUUGAAUGUGGCAUUUAUAGAGCCAUCAGAAAAUCCUGAAAUAAACUUGCAAAAUGAUUAAUACACUCAGCCUAAUUUGUGACACAAUGCCUUUUCAAAACUCUCCUGCAGAGGGCACAUUUGUAUAUGAAAUGGUCUUUUUAUAUAACUUGUAUACAACAGUUUAGCUUAAAAAGAUGCCCUGAGUUGGGAUAAUGAGACAAAAGCGUUUAGAGCUCAAACAGAUGGUUUAAGAAGGAAGUGUAUUGUUUUCAAAACACAUUUUUAACGUACAAGUUGGGGAAGUGAGAUGCUGCCCUUGUAUUAUUUAUAAAAAAAGUGAAAUUUAUUAAAAACUUUUAUAGGAAAUUUAACAGGGAAAAGAAAAGUAGCACUAGAAUCACAAAAUCAUGCCUCGAUGAAGUGUCACUUCAGAGCAAUGCCCCACUAUAUGUACUGUUGAUAUGAAGAUGGAACCACCAACUGGUCUCACAGACCAGUUCUGCCUGUAUUUAAAAAACAAACCAAAACACGCCCCCCCCCCCAACUAAACAUACCAGAAAUGUGCUUUGUCUUGGAUAUAUCUCCAGUUUCACUGGCACCAGUGACUAAAUCCUCACAAUUACCAAAACCAGGGAACAUUGUUGGAACUGCAGAUACAAAAGUAAAACAAAUACUAAAUAGCAACACACGAGGUACUCUGGAGUUUGUUUGAUUUCUCCUCCCUUUUAGUAGCUAGGUGCAUUGAACAUUUCAGCACAGGGAUUUAUGUGGACAGUCCACUGUGGUCUUAGUUCUUUUAAUGAUUCUGUAUUUCCUGCUUGCUGCGGCUACUUCUAGAAAGCUGUACGAUACUAUUUAGAGCAAGUUCACCAGGCAGGAUUCCUCUGGCAGGAUACAGAAAGCUGCCUAAUAAAUGGUAUGAAUUCCACCCUUACAGUGUUCUACAAGUAGCUUUUGUAUGGAAGGCUGAUGAGUGAAGUAGCACACAGAGCUCAAUGAAGGAGACCCUACAGCACAGCUACUGCUAGCCACAGCUAUGUUUGACUGGGAUAUUGCACAAAUUCCCUCCAGCACAGUAACGGAAUAUAUAGUUAGAUGAAAGUAAAAAUCUUUAUUGCUAAGUCAGCUGAAAAGUUGAUGCAAAAAUUUUCUUCUUUCCUGGACUGCUCUAUACAUCUGAAUAAAGAAUCAAUGGAA
Molecule: messenger RNA, 2845 nt
Organism: Grus americana (Whooping crane)
Lineage: Eukaryota; Metazoa; Chordata; Aves; Gruiformes; Gruidae
Gene: MARVELD3
Product: MARVEL domain containing 3
Cellular component (GO): membrane
Source: RefSeq, a predicted model, not a curated record